AUUACCACGUAUACCAAACAAAUAUUUUUAGAUGGAAGUGUAAAUAUACCAUCAAGACCCAAACGUAGAGUAUAUCCACAACCUCUGCAGAAUUAAUGACGUUUAUUUAAAUACUUAUAAUGAGUCCCUGAAAGAUAAUAAAAGCUUGCUUAGUAUUUUGUGGUCUCUUAACAUAGCUUUCUAGUUCCUUAGUAGGCACAGGUAUAUAUGAUACAAAAGGCCUAUCAAAUCGAAACUGUUAUCACGAUUUCACUUCACAUGCGAUUGAUGCAGAGCUAUGUCACAAACGAAAGUAAUAUAAAUUUUUAUGUGCGUAUACGCACAUGCAAACAUUGAGGAAUCCAUCUACACAUACGUACACGCAUUCACGUGCACGCACCCCCCCUCACAUACAUAUACACACAGAGUAAUGAUAGAUAGGUUUCCGUCAGAGCACCCUGUAUAUAUUGUGUUGAGUAACAUACGGUAAGCUCGAGAAAUCAUACAUAGUCGAUAGAACAGGCAUUAUGAUGUCAGUAAAGUCAAGGUCCCGUCUUUUUUUGUGUCUUCGACUGCUCUAAGCCAGCAAGUACCCAUUCACAUCAUUAAUAUAAAUGGCUGUAGCAUCAGAAAACUUCCUUUGGCUGCCACCGGGAGACUGAAUUGAUGGAAGAAGAAAACAUUCUAUUGUUGCUCAAAGGAACAGUUUAUUUAAACAUUACUUAGCUAUCUGAAGUGAUAUAAAGUAGUUUCUGUGAAAAUGCCGUCUCUGCAUUAUAUUUCACAUGCUGUUGCUCUUGCAUUGAUUGCAAUGCUGAUCAGAAAAUACAUAGAACUGAAGAUUUACCAUGAUGAUGUCAUGUCUUCAUGUUACUUUUCUGAAGCAAACCAUGAAAAUUCAGAAGUAGAAAAUGAAAUUGAACAUGAAACACCUCCAAAAGCUCCUGUGCCAACUUCUGAUGACCCUAGAUUUCUAACACCAGAGUAUUUGAAUCAGAAACUAUUUUCUGAUGGCUCAUCUGUAACCUGUAAUCCUACAGACCAUGCUGCUCAACGGACUUGCCAUUUUGUCAACCUGUGUUAUUUUGCUGAAAGAGACAGUUACUUGUUUUUUCACAGUGAUAAAAGUAUACUCGAAAAUAUUCCUGUUAAUCGAUACUCUCCAACUUUAGUUGAAUUAUCUUCAGUUACAAACCAUACUUACAAUCAUUUUAAUUAUAUUGACAUGCCUGUAAGUGCUUCUAGAUUGUUCCACAUAAAAUGGGUGACAACUUCCAGUUUGAUUAUAAGAAGAUUUAAACCUGACAAUCUUAUGCAUGUCAUUCACGAUGAUAUUCUACCUCUCUUUCAGACUCUCAGACAUUUUAAUCUUGCUGCCAAUACUUCAGACCGCUUUCAUUAUAGAUUAAUAUUUGAUGAUGAGUGGGGAGAAGGUCCUUUCUUAAAACUCUAUGAUAUUCUCUCAGUGUAUCAACCGAUUUUUAAGUCUAUGCUUCGUGAAGCCCCAGGAUUGACUUGUUUUCAUCAAGCCUAUGUUGGUUUAGUAAAAUCUACUGCAUGGUAUGAUUAUGGCUUUUAUAAGCCACAAGGUCCUCUUCCUGAAAGAAAGGUGAGCAGUAUUGAAAUUAACAGCUUAUUGGAGUAUACACGGAGAGAAUUAGGUCUAAGCAUCAAUACUGAUAAUUCAGAUUAUUUAGUUCUCGUAUCAAGGAAAUCAACAAGGCUUAUCUUGAAUGAAAUUGAAUUAAGCUUAGCUUUGUCACGUGAGGUCCGUACUAAAGUGAUUCAUUUAAGUCAAGAACAGUAUACAAUUGAACAGAUGAUUGAAGUUGUGUCUAAUUCUAUAGGAAUAAUUGGAAUGCAUGGAUCAUUAUUAACUCUUGCUAUGUAUUUACCUGCUGGUAGUAUUUUAAUAGAACUGUUCCCAUAUGCUGUAAAUCCUGAUCAUUAUUCUCCAUAUAAAACACUGGUUUCUUUGCCUGGAAUGAACAUUCUGUACAGAGCAUGGCGUAAUAUGGAACAAAAGAAAUCAUUUGGUCAUUUAACUAUGGGAAAUAUUGAAUAUCUUCCUCAUGAUGAACAACAAAGAAUUAUUUUUCAAAUGGAAGUGCCAAGACAUAUUUGUUGUAAUGAUCCAUCAUGGCUUUACCAUAUUUACCAAGACACUGAAGUUGAUAUUGAAACUAUAAUCUCCUUGACAAAAGAAGCUAUUUUGGCCACAAAAACUGAAAAUAAUCGGGCCGUGGAUAAAAUAGCUACAAACUUUGUCAUACCUGAUAAAGUUACACAUGAUAGUUGCAAAACUAUGGUUGAUGGCUCCAAGCAGAUAAUUAUUUAUUGGGAAAUUCCUUGGAACUUACAGUUUUUCAACUAUGAAAUAGUUGAAUAUGAAGUGUUGUUGCAAUACACCAAAAGUCCUGAAAAAUCUACAAUUUUUAGAGUUUCGGCCAGCUCCAUAACACUAGAACCAUCAGACAGUUUUUACAUUGUGUGGGUUCGCUGUUGCUUGGAUGAGAUUCAUAUAGGACCAUUUAAGCAAAUUGCUUGUGUUGAAUGAUUUGUUAUGCUUGGCAAUAAUUGAUAAUAUUCAAAUUAUGCUGGGGUCAACUUUGCCUCUCAUCCUUCCAGGGUAGAUUAAAAUAUAACAUCAGUCAAGUUCUGGUCUUGAUAUAAUUGACUAAAUCCUCCCCAAAAUUUGAGGCCUUGUGCCUGUAUAAGAAAAAAAAAUCAAUGAUUGAUAUUUGAUGAAGUCAGUUCUCUAUUUAUUUUAGAAGGGUUAUUUUCUUGAACUUAACUCUUAUUCCAAAGUAUUCAUGUUGUAAAUAAUUUGUCAGACAUAAAUAAAUAAAUUCUAGUUUACAGUCAUUAUCUAAGUAUAAAAGCCUCUUUCCUUCUGAAAAGAGGAACAUACCACUUAAAUACUUUUUUGUUUUUAGUCUGAAAAAUGUAUUUUCUUGUGUCAGCCAAUAUUUUAAUGAUUCAUCCACUUCUCUCUCAUUUCUGCCUCUCAAUUACACACUAUACAUGCACACACAUACUUAUGACAGACAGAUAUGAACCAGGAGUCAUUCAGACUCAAGACUGGAUUGGACUUCAAGAAUAAAAUUGUAUAUGUCAUUAACUUAAAAUGAUUCAUUACACUUGG
Molecule: messenger RNA, 3124 nt
Organism: Octopus sinensis (East Asian common octopus)
Lineage: Eukaryota; Metazoa; Mollusca; Cephalopoda; Octopoda; Octopodidae
Product: protein O-linked-mannose beta-1,4-N-acetylglucosaminyltransferase 2
Exons: 2
Coding region: 740-2536 (598 amino acids)
Biological process (GO): protein O-linked glycosylation via mannose
Cellular component (GO): endoplasmic reticulum
Molecular function (GO): protein binding; protein O-acetylglucosaminyltransferase activity
Source: RefSeq, a predicted model, not a curated record